CUCCGGCGAUGGAGUAUCCACGUUGACAAGUGUCAAGACUCAUUUGUGAUAAUUCGUAUGCUUCGUAAAUCAGUUUUGGAGUGAAAUCAUCAUGUCGAUUCUGCAUUGCGUUUUAGACACGAUUUAUGGAUUGACCAAGGGUAUCGUCAUCCUCUCGUCAUGCACAGUCAUCACUCUCCUGAUAAUAGUUCCAAUCUGGACGAUAUACUGGAGACGAAUAUUCGCGAAUCAGAAGAAGGAAAACUCUAAGAAAAAUACGACAAUUGGAAUAUUCCACCCGUACUGCAAUGCUGGGGGUGGAGGCGAGAGGGUCCUCUGGAGUGCGAUUGAAGCCCUCCAGAAACAAUACUCCAAUGUUCAUAUUGCUGUUUAUACUGGGGACCUCGACACUGAUCCAGAGCAGAUGCUCAACAAAGUCCAGAAAACUUUUGAUAUUCAGUUGCGUCCAGUCGAGUUUAUUUAUCUGUACAAGAGGAAGUGGGUUGAGGCUGACAUUUAUCCGAGGUUCACCUUGUUGAUGCAGAGUCUGGGGUCGAUGUAUCUGGGGUUCGAGGCGUUAAAAGCGUUUCAACCAGACAUUUACAUCGACACAAUGGGCUACGCCUUCACAUAUCCACUCUUCAAGUACGUCGGUGGCUGCCGAGUUGGUUCCUACACCCAUUACCCAACGAUCUCCACCGAUAUGCUGCGUCAUGUCUACCGAAGAGUCGUAUCCCACAACAACCAUCGCAUAAUUGCCCGAAACCCCUUCCUGUCAGCAGCAAAAAUCGCGUAUUACAAGCUCUUCGCAAUGAUUUAUGGCUGGAUGGGCAGAUGCGCCGAUAUCGUGAUGGUGAACUCCUCGUGGACUGAGGACCAUAUCAAUUCCAUUUGGAAGUGUCCACUCAAGACACACAGGGUUUAUCCACCCUGUGCUAUUGAGCGUUUGGCUAAUUUACCGCUUUUGUCUGACGAGGAGAAAGGGAAUAUCAUCAGAAUUGUGUCGGUGGCACAGUUCAGACCUGAGAAGAAUCAUCCGUUGAUGCUGAGGAUUAUGUAUGAGCUUAGAUCGAUUAUCAAAGAGGAGGACUGGAAUAAAGUUCGUCUGGUCCUCAUAGGCUCCUGUAGAAACGACGACGAUCGAACCCGAGUGAAGGACAUGCAGGAUCUAUCGAAACACCUGGCAGUCGACGAGAACGUUGAAUUCAAACUCAACAUUCCAUACAACGAAUUGGUCAGAGAAUUCCAACUGGGGACAAUUGGUUUGCACGCCAUGUGGAAUGAACACUUUGGCAUCAGUAUCGUAGAGUGCAUGGCUGCUGGGUUAAUCAUGAUAGCUCAUGACUCUGGGGGACCCAGGGCUGACAUCAUCGAAACCCAGCGAGGAAGUCAGACCGGUUUCCUAGCUGUCGACGCAGAAGAAUACGCCAAAAUCCUAGCCACGAUAAUCCACAUGAAUCCAGAGGAGAGGAACACAAUAAGAAAUGCGGCAAGAGCGUCAGUCAGCAGAUUCUCCUGCGAACAAUUCGAGAGGGAAUUCCUGCGAACAGUUGCCCCACUCUUCCGACCCAAGUUGGAAUAAAGAACUUGUUGUUCAUGCACGAAAAAGUUCAGAGGAAAGCUUAACAGAUUCGCUUUGAAAUUUCAUUGGACUUUAUUCGAAAUUCUAUUAAUUUUUCUAUUUUAUAAAAAAAUUAUAUUGGUUUUCUGCGGGAUUUCUCUAAUGGAAAUGUUUGACAAAAAAUAUUGUAUCAGAAGAAUCUAUGUGUUCACACAAUUUAUUCUAUUGAGACCAGUACUGUAGGAAUUCCUCUGCUUAAAUGUUCGAUGAAUUUUUAUCCAUUUUUCGAAAAUCAAAUUGUUUCAUGUUUGAGAAAAAUUGUGAGAUUUUUUAGACUUUUUUAUGAAACAUAUAAAACCAAUAUUUUUGAUAAUUGAGAAAGAUUAGACAGUAGCUUUGACAAAAUGAAGUGAACAAAUUUUGUCUUAUACACAGGCGCAUAUCGGAUUUAUUUUCAAAUUGAUAAUUCACCUUCUGAAGACUCAAAAAAAUUGAAGUAAAAAUAGAGGGCAAUGUGAAAAAAUAUACUGAAUCAAAAAAUUACAUUAGGCACAUAAUGCACAUAUUUUAUUUGUCAAUAAUCAACUCGAAAUGGUGGAAAAAAAUUUUAUCAGCAUGAAGGAGAUAACUCCGUUCAUCAGUUGAAAAUAAUUGAAUUUUUUUAGUGCUUGAAUCGAAUAAACAUUCUUAAUGAGAAAACAAAAAAAAUGCAGUGAAAAAAAAAAAGAAAAUUUUGAUCACGGAAUUUCUAUAGCAAAUAUCUCAAUGCAAUAAGUUGUACAGAAGAUUGUAAUCUAUUUAUUGUUAUCUAUGAACUAGUCAAUAUUGAUGAUUUUAUAUUUAAAAAUCGCAGAAAGCCAGAAUAAUUUUUCAACAAAAUUAGAGAAAAACAAAUAAAUUCGUUAAUAUAAAUCGAAUAGAAUUUUCUAGCGAAUACUUCAAGUUUUUCUAUGAAUUUUGUUUGUGCCUGUUUUAUUGUACAAAAUGCGACUGAUCAAUUCCAGAUUUUUAACUAGAUUAACGGAUUAAGUGUAAAUAAAUCGAGUCAUGAGGACGAAUGUGA
Molecule: messenger RNA, 2603 nt
Organism: Diachasma alloeum
Lineage: Eukaryota; Metazoa; Arthropoda; Insecta; Hymenoptera; Braconidae
Gene: Alg11
Product: GDP-Man:Man(3)GlcNAc(2)-PP-Dol alpha-1,2-mannosyltransferase
Exons: 4
Coding region: 92-1561 (489 amino acids)
Biological process (GO): protein N-linked glycosylation
Cellular component (GO): endoplasmic reticulum membrane
Molecular function (GO): GDP-Man:Man(3)GlcNAc(2)-PP-Dol alpha-1,2-mannosyltransferase activity
Source: RefSeq, a predicted model, not a curated record